UUGAAAAGUUCACAUACAGGAAGUAUUGAUAACAUCAACAGUUCCAAUUUUACCACAAAAAGGGUAUUGUAAUGACAUAAGAGUAAUAUAUGCCUAUGGUCAAAAGAAAAAAAUAUUCAUUACCAGAAACAGAAAACAUGUCGUCAGAUUUGUCAGAACCCCAAUCUAAACCAAGAGAGACAUUCAUGAUGAAGAUCAGUGACCUAGAAAUAUUUCUUCAAUUCCAUGCUGAUACACAUAACACAGUUUUGAACUUCCAGAAUAUAUCUCCAGAGAAUUUCGACUUAAAAAAAAAAGCGCAAUGUGAACAAAUAUUCUCAAACAAAUUUAGGGAUGCCUUACAAAAAGUUGCAGAAGAAAGUAAAAUGAAUGAGGAGCUUCAUUCAUUUGUUAAGAAAAUUAGCAAGAAAAUAAGAACACGUGACAUGCAUACUGUCAGUACAAACAAAUGGCGUCCGUGGCUAAGGACACAAGAAGACGAAGCGACCGCCGAAAAAAAGAUAAAAGAUGACAAUGCUUGCACAGACGACACCGGUGUUUUCUUGUUGUACUCACGAACCCCUACAUCAGAUGUAAUUGAUAAGAGUCGUCUUGAAGAAAUGAAACUGCGUAAGGAGGAAAUACCGUCAUCUUCCGAGUCCACGUCAGGUUUAAGCGACGACUCGCGUGUUUGGCUAACUAUUCCAUUGAAUGCAGUUCGCCAAAACAGAAUAGACGUAUUAGAUUUAUGCAUUAAGACAGGAAUAGAUAUAGGAAUAUUUCGCGAUAUUCGUGGUUUAUCACUUUUACACGAAGCCUUAUUGGGUGUCACAGAUAAUGAGAUGAUAGAAAAGCUAUUAACGCAUAUCAAUAAGAGUUCUUUAUCUGACAGCAAUUUUCCUCCAAUGAAAGUGCUUAUGGCCAAUGAAAAGUUAUCUUGUAAGCAAAAGAUAGAAUUAAUGAGAAAACUCAUUUCGUAUGGUGUGCCACUGCAUUAUGACAAUUCUACUGAGGGAGGUGCUGUUCAAAAUGUUAUCUCUGCGAUGAGCAGUGUUCAUGACGAAUCAAUGAUUGAAGACUGGAAACAAUUGCUAGAUGAACUUCUGUCACUCGGAGUUAGCAUAAAUAGUACAGACUGGUUUAAACACACGGCUCUGCUGGUUGCCAUCAAUAGCAUUCCGCCUCAUGGGUUUGAAGACAUGCAUGAUGAAGAAAAUUCAGUUCAAAAUUUGAAAGUAAUACGAAAGCACAAAAUGGAAAUAGUCCAAUAUUUGCUGGAAAAGGGUGCCAAUCCUGACAUAAGGGAUGCAUCCGGUAGAACAUGCCUCCACAAUGCGGCACUGUCUCAGAACGUGGAUGUGGUCGACUUAAUAAUAAAACAUGGAGCAUGCGUUAAUUCCUUAAAUCAUUUAGGAAUGACUCCUAUUUACUGUGUGUGUACUCAGGGUGACUGGAGUGAGGAGGAGGAUGACGUCCAUGACAUUCUUUUCCCUAUUCUACUUUUACUGAUAAAGUCUGGUUGUGACGUGAACAAGCAGGGAAAAGAUCUCUCAAGCGUCCUUCAUUUUGCAGCAGCAAAACUGAACUAUGUCAUUUGCAAAUUUUUAUUAGAAUCGGGAGCCGAUGUAGCAGUCAGUGAUCACUUAAGGCGAACACCAUUACAUCUUUCUGUUCGAAAUAAGGAUACGACUGUAAUAGAUUUACUUCUACAAUUUGGCGCCAAUUUAAAUGCAAGAGACAUCCAUAAUGAUUCCCCGUUACACAACGCAUGUUUGUUUGAAAACACAACAGCUGUUCAAGUCCUUCUAGACAAUGGUGCUGAGGUAUCAAUAGUAGGGGAUUUGGGGAUCCAACCUAUCCAUAUUGCGGCAGAAAAUGGUAACUUUUCCAUGAUAAAAUUUUUUAUCGACAAUAAUGCAGAUGUCAAUGUCAAAGAUAAUUUUGGCGCUACUCCGCUGCAUUAUGCAGCGGCAGAUGGAAAUCCCGAUUCUAUUCCAUGUCUGCUCGAUAAUGGAGCAGAUAAGAUGAUCGCCGACGACAUGGGGAGAAAGCCUCUUGAUCUUGCAAAACAAAUGGGACAAUUCAAAGCGUCAUCCUUAUUAGCUGAAAACGAGUCUGAUGUUAAAUUUGGUAAUUUUCCAGAAGGAUUGUUUCCAAACAGACCUCUUGUUAAAAUGUCGGAUGUAGAUGAAUAUUUCAAUAACCUUAUAAUUAAACUACAACGUAUGCGAAAUAGUGAACGAGACAUAGGGGAAACUAUUCUAAAUACUCCAGGACUUGGCAAAGUCGAUUUCGCUAAGGGAGAGAAUGCAGACAUUUUCCAGAUCAUCCAACAAUUUAUAGACAAGGUAUUGGUUAGAGUCGGUGAAUUAGAUCCAUUAUUUAAAGGUUGUUUAUUGAAUGCAGGAAGUACAUUGGAAGGCGUUAAGAUAGGAUAUCCGAAUGAAUUCGAUUUUCUAGUCCAUCUUGAACAUUUCAGUUCUAUUGUAGAGAGAAUUGAAACAUCUGACGUUCCUGGCUUUUCAAAGAUAUUCGUGAAGUCACCUCUUCCCAAGAAGUACGAUACGUUUUGUGAGCGUUCAAGUAAUUAUCUAAACGCGGGUUGUAUCCUGAGGCGCUUCAACCAGCUUCUACGACUGGCAAAAUAUGAUGUUCUACAAGAGCAUGUUGAACAUAUAUAUACUGGACAUAUGAUUCUACGGGAUAGUGAAAGCGUCAUGAGUAAUCUACCUAUUCCACUCGGUAAUCUUGUUGCUUUGUCCGUAACAUGGAGAGGUAGAGAGUUUAAGUUUUUGGACAUAUCCAUUGACGUAAAUCCUGUCGUUUUCACAACAAGUUGGCCACAUGAUGUAAUUACUGACUGUUCCUUGAUGCCAAAUCUCACAGACAAGGGAAUGUACUUGAUUCCUAAAAUGUGUGAAGCAGUUUCUAGUUGGCCUGGAGAACUGAUUAACGAAAACACUGAUUUAUGGCGUUUUUCUUUUGCGCAUAUAGAAUCUGAAAUUAUUCAGUCACUACCGCCGGAAGGAAGGGAUUGUUAUAUGUUGUGUAAGACCUUCCGACUGGAACCUCUUUGCUGUAGUGUCGAACUUGACAGAACGGGUAUAAAUGAGCCGGAGUGUGCGUUCUCAUCCCGUUUAAACCAAAAGGUUUCUUCAUCCGACGACGACCAAAAUGACGAUGCUGAUGAUGAUGAUGAUGAGAAUGAUGAUGAUGACGAUGACGAUGAUGACGAUAAUGAUGAUGAUGAUGAUCAAAUAAAGCAAAACUUUGAAACCGCAAUGGAAAAUUACGCUAACAAAAAUAAUGAGAUAGAUCUAAAUGAAUUGAUGGACUAUGAAGAAGAAUUUGGCAAAGAUGAAAUGACAGCAGAAAAAUUAAUUCCUUCAUACUAUAUCAAGACCCUUUUUCUGAAAGAGGUAGAGCUUCUUUAUAAGGAAAAUAAAAACCUUUCGAAUAAAGAUCUGAAAACAAUGACAAGGAAAGUGUAUGACAAAAUAUUAACUGCCAUAGAAACCGAGUAUCUAUCAACAUUGCUGGUACCAACGCAGAAUAUUUACCACGCAGCAAGACAUUAUGAAAACGAAGAUGGGGCUGUGGAAUUAAGACAUAAGUUCUGUGAAAACAUACUCCAACUCCUAGAAAAGCUUGAUUUUAAGACCAAUUAAAUAUUGAACUUCAAAA
This is a messenger RNA of Mytilus californianus (California mussel), 3663 nucleotides long. RefSeq lists its product as uncharacterized. Gene Ontology annotation, molecular function: protein binding. NCBI's taxonomy places the organism in Eukaryota, Metazoa, Mollusca, Bivalvia, Mytilida, Mytilidae. Bases 90 to 3647 code for a protein of 1185 amino acids. The record is from RefSeq and is a predicted model, not a curated record. The transcript has 2 exons.